This is a messenger RNA of Plasmodium fragile, 459 nucleotides long. RefSeq lists its product as uncharacterized. The transcript has a single exon. Bases 1 to 459 code for a protein of 152 amino acids. The record is from RefSeq and is a predicted model, not a curated record. Lineage: Eukaryota; Apicomplexa; Aconoidasida; Haemosporida; Plasmodiidae.
AUGCAACCCUUUCAGUUCUUUCCACAAGUAGAUAACAAAGUGAACGUUGUUUCAAUGCAGCCCUUUCAAAUGUAUGUCCCCAACCAUAAUGUGAUGGUUCCACAAGCAUGCCCAGAAAACAUACAGCAGUAUCACCAUCAGCCAAUCUUUUUCGAGCCCCUACCCCCAAUAUAUGUGAAAAACCAGUUGUUGCCAUCUCCUAUUCUGGUACAAAUGCCCACAACCGUGGUUGUUCAGAAUGAGUCCCAACCGGCAAUGGUUCUUAGUCAGCCACCCUCAAACAUCGUAGUCAAGAAUAAUCCACCGACAUCCGUUUUUGUGAAGCAGUCCAAUCCUAAUGUAGUGGUGAAGAAUGAAGCGGCGCCAAAUUAUGUUCAGAGUGUAGAGGCGUGUCAAGAGGGAGUGCUGGCAGAUAUGACCCGCCCUAUGAUGACCACCUUGAACAAAAAUAUAUUAUAA